CUGAUGAUAGCUGCCAACAAGGGGCACGUGGCAGUAGUGCGAGUAUUGUUACAGCACGGAGCAGGCCUCACAAGACCCGACAUCCUUAAUGCAACCCCAAUUACCAUCGCCGCCCUGCGAGGCCAUACCGCCGUCGUGGAGGCACUGAUAGAGCACUUGGAGCAACACCACACGACCGUUAUGCCAGAUACGCAGAACCAGGCAAUCGUCUACGCCGCGCUCAGCGGCCACACGACGCUCGUUCGGUUCCUGCUCGACCGGGGCGUUCCCGUUGACACCUCGGGACGCGUCAACUCGCACACACCGCUUUUCUACGCCGUGCGGCGGAGCGACGAGGCGUUAAUACGCUUGCUUCUGGAACGGGGCGCCAAUCCGCUGUAUAUCCCCAGCGAUGGCAACAAGUCGCCGCUGGCGUUUGCGGCUGGAUAUUGCGGUAAUGAGAUUGUUAGCAUGCUGCUGGAUAGAUGUGUUGAUUUGGAUACGGAGGGGGUUAAAGCCAUGCAUGCGGCUGUUAUUAGGAAUAAUGCGUGGCUGGUGGACAGGCUUAUCGCGCGGGGUGUGGACCCUGCGUCUAAAGAUGAGCAUUUACAUCGGCCGUUGGUCUCGUGGGCGGCGGAUUUGGGGUGUUUGAAUAUUGUUAGGCUGCUUUUGGAGAAAGGGGCUGAUGCGAGGGCUUGUGAUCCUGAUGGUCUGAUGCCUGUGGAUUAUGCGUCUAAGCGUGGGUAUACGGCUCUGGUUCAGUUGUUGGAGAAUCAUGUAUCGAUGAAGCCGUGAUGUUAAGGGCUUUUUUUCCACGCGCGGUUGGAUGUUAUGCGUCAUGGGGU
Molecule: messenger RNA, 824 nt
Organism: Aspergillus campestris IBT 28561
Lineage: Eukaryota; Fungi; Ascomycota; Eurotiomycetes; Eurotiales; Aspergillaceae
Product: ankyrin repeat domain-containing protein
Exons: 1
Coding region: 4-774 (256 amino acids)
Molecular function (GO): protein binding
Source: RefSeq, a predicted model, not a curated record